This is a messenger RNA of Amborella trichopoda, 626 nucleotides long. RefSeq lists its product as uncharacterized. The record is from RefSeq and is a predicted model, not a curated record. Lineage: Eukaryota; Viridiplantae; Streptophyta; Magnoliopsida; Amborellales; Amborellaceae.
UGAAACCCUAGAAAAGGCGAGAGAGAGAGCAAAUGAAGGCCGCGAAACCCUAAGGGCGAGACGAAGGUUUCGGUGCUAGAGAGAGAGAGAGCUAGCAAUGGCGAAGUCAUUGAGGUCGAAGAAGAAGAAGCGUUUGAGAACACUGAGGAGAGAGAUAGCUCAGCCAUUCUAUGACAAGAAGGACGAAGCAAAGAUUGCGGCUCUGGAAGCAGCCCUUGCCGCCCCUAAGCUCGAAGUUCGCAACCCACCACCUUCUUCCUCUUCUAUGGAGGUUGAUACCUCAAAUGGUGGAGCCAACGACAAUCCCAAUUCAAAUUCGAUGUUGAAACCCGGGGGAGGCAUUCAAAAGACAUCGAAAAAGGGUUGGAAAUUGAGGAAGGAAAAGAGGCGUAAAAAGCACAAGAAGCAGAACUUUUGAUUGUCUAUAGAAAGGUGUUCCUACCAGUAGGAACUUGUUCCAGAGUUUACUAGUGUUAGAACCAUGAAAAGAAUAGGAAAUUGGAUUAGUUUUUCCAAUUCUGUCCGUUAAAUUUUGUUAUCAUAUUCGGAACUUUGUUUUUGGUCGAAUGACCCAGCUGAUGAGCAGUUUAUGUGGCAAUAGGAAAUUUAUUUUAAUUUGAGCUGAA